Molecule: messenger RNA, 1383 nt
Organism: Phytophthora infestans T30-4
Lineage: Eukaryota; Oomycota; Peronosporomycetes; Peronosporales; Peronosporaceae
Exons: 1
Coding region: 1-1383 (460 amino acids)
Source: RefSeq, a predicted model, not a curated record
AUGCUGAUCAACGUAGACGAGGUGUCUACACUACUGCACAAAUACGGCGCUCUGGCCUGUUGGGACUACGCCACGUGUGCUCCUUACGUCGACAUCGACAUGAACCCCAAUGACGACCCUCUCGCUUUCAAAGACGCCGUGUUCUUCUCUGGCCACAAGUUCGUCGGUGGACCAGGUUCUCCCGGGGUGUUGGUAGUGAAGAAAAAUCUCAUGAAUAACCAGGUACCGACGAUGCCGGGUGGCGGCACGGUGCUCUUUGUCACCGAGAAAGCCCAUAGUUACCUUGCUAACAAGGUGGAACGAGAAGAGGGCGGCACUCCGGAUAUUAUCGGUAGUAUCCGUCUUGGUCUGGCCUUCCAGCUCAAACAACACGUGGGUCCUGGACGUAUCAUGGAUCUAGAGCGUCAACACGUCCAACAUGUCCGUGAAUCGCUCGGUCGCAACAAAAAUAUCAUCCUGCUAGGCCGACAGACGGACGACGUGGAUCAGCUCCCUAUUUUCUCUAUGAUGAUCCGCUUUGGCGAUCGUUUCCUACACCACAACUUUGUGUGUGCAUUAUUUAACGACAUGUUCGGGGUGCAAGCUCGUGGAGGGUGCCAAUGUGCUGGCCCUUUUGGCUCUCGUCUACUGGGCUUAAGUCGUGAUCAUAUCGUCGAUUUGGGCCACGCAGUUGUCGCCAAGCACGAGAUUCUCAAACCGGGUGUUGCCCGAAUGAGUUUCCCCUAUUUUGCCGACGAGGGUGAGGUGGACUAUGUAUUGAAGGCAGUACACUUCGUGGCCGACCACGGAUGGAAAUUCCUACCGCAGUACGACUUCAACUGCCGAACUGGAGUAUGGCGUCAUGUUUCACGGGCAGAUAUCGCCUUCCCCGACCAGAAGCGCUUGUCGGACAUGCAGAUCGAAGACGUGGAGACUGUGCGCUCGUCGAUUGUCGCUGAACCCAUUCGUGACUUGGCUACACACAGGCAAGAGAACCUCGAGCAAGCGGCUAAGCUUGCAUACCGCUCCAUCCAAGAGGCCGCGGAAUCUGAUUUUUUGCAGAGUGAGAAGGUUGCGGACAUUUACGAGGGACUACGAUGGUUCGCAUACCCCUGUGAGGCUGUUGCUGCAUUCCAAGAGCUGGGUGACAGCCCUCCGCUAUCGGACGAGAUCAGUGGUCCGUGCCAACCGCAACGCUACUUUGAUCCCGCGAUUAAUCACGUUUGGGACGGCGUGCCGACGUUGGCGACUAUGAAACGGCACAAGGUGGUGAUGGCGGCGCGCAUGCUGAUCCUUCGCUGUAUGCCAGGACAGGGCUCUCCGUUGUUGAUGGACAUGACGCCGGUCACGGAUUCAGAGGACGAAAGUGGCAGUGAAGCUGAGAACUCGCCGAAGCACGUGUAA